Messenger RNA from Jatropha curcas, 1304 nucleotides. RefSeq names its product NAC domain containing protein 36 (gene NAC036). NCBI's taxonomy places the organism in Eukaryota, Viridiplantae, Streptophyta, Magnoliopsida, Malpighiales, Euphorbiaceae. Gene Ontology annotation, molecular function: DNA binding. Gene Ontology annotation, biological process: regulation of DNA-templated transcription. The record is from RefSeq and is a predicted model, not a curated record.
AAAUCGAAGACACAUAUUAUCCUCCUUAAUUAUAAAUAUCAUUCUAAGAGUGUAUGCAACUGCAAGGGCAAUAUUUUUAUUUUCUUCAUCAAAACAUAAAAUAUCAUAGCAUUAACUUUCACACACACUAACUAGCUAGUUAGUGUAUCCAAAUAUAUAUGGAGGAAAUGGCAUCAGAAAUGGAUCUUCCCGGAUUUCGAUUCCAUCCCACUGAAGAAGAAUUGCUCGAUUUCUACCUCAAGAACAUGAUUUUUGGGAAAAAAUUAUGUUUCGACGUAAUUGGAUAUCUCAACAUUUAUCAUCAUGAUCCUUGGGAAUUACCAGGGUUGGCUAGGAAUGGAGAGAGAGAAUGGUACUUUUUUGUGCCAAGAGACAGGAGACAUGGUAGCGGAGGAAGGCCUAACAGGACUACAGUAAACGGGUUUUGGAAAGCUACUGGUUCUGACCGGAAAAUUGUGAGCUUAUCGGACCCGAAAAGGAUUAUCGGUUUGAGAAAGACUCUUGUUUUCUAUAAGGGAAGAGCACCAAGAGGCUCCAAGACUGAUUGGGUCAUGAAUGAAUAUCGCCUGCCUGAUUCUUGCCCUUCACCCAAGGACAUAGUGCUUUGUAAAAUAUAUAGAAAGGCAACUUCCUUGAAAGUGCUAGAGCAAAGGGCAGCAAUGGAGGAAGAGAUAAAAACAACGAUCAAUACAUCUUCAUCAUCUUCAUCACCAUUAUCCUCAUUGGACAUGGACACUAUGUCCUUCUAUAGUCAACAAGAAGAUCCAAUCUCUAUGCAGCUUCUGGUUUUCAAGAAAGAAGAAGGAGAACAUGUGGUUAUGGUUGAAGAUAGAAAAAUUAGUGAUAAUGAUAAUUAUAAUAAUGACAAAAACAAUAGAGAUGAAAAGCCUAAUAAGGAGAUAAAAGGGUCUUCUUCUUCUUCUUCUUCUCUACAAUUACCAAUGGGCAAGGACAAGCUACCAGAGCUGGAAGUGCCAAAAUUAGGCAUUGACUGGAGCCAAGACAACUUUUUGUUCAAUAGUCCUUGGUUGCAAAGUCUAGCCCAAAAUCUGACCCCUUAUGCCAACAUUUUGAAUUUUUAGAUCUAAUUUAUAAUUAUGUCUAAGUAAUAAGCAAAUAUUUAUAUAUUCUGAUUUUUGUAGAUAUGAUUUUCAUUUACAUCCCAAAUAUUAGGACUGAAGAAGAAUCUUGAAGUUAAAUGUGUUUAAGGUCAGAAGGGGUGUGGUGAUAAUUGCCAAUGUAUGGAAGCAUUUUGUUUAUCUUGUUAAUUAAUGAACAAGUUUUAAUCUACUUUUACAACUUAA